Periconia digitata is the source of this 425-nucleotide messenger RNA. The record is from the annotation of a GenBank genome assembly. Lineage: Eukaryota; Fungi; Ascomycota; Dothideomycetes; Pleosporales; Periconiaceae.
UCAUUCAUGUAUUGAUAAACACUUCCGCCAUAGUUUCCGCGCCGGGAGGCUGUAUGUAUUUUGACAGGUCUAAGCUGUUCUCAGCGGAGAAUGUCAAGGCUUUGAGCAAUACUUUUACUACGGUCGUCCGCUGCUUCAUCGAUGUUCACUUUGGCCGAUCCGAUUCCAAUUCACAGUGCAUGCCAAUGCGAUCCCAGCCAGAAAGCUCCAUGAUGACACGGAGUCAACCCAGCAUCGUUCGCCCGACUUUCAUAUCAUUUAGACAGCAUAAUCGAAUCCACCAAACUACCAAGGCGCUAUUAUCAAGAGUCCAACACCAAUGUCGAUAUUACUUCUCCCACUGUUUUUCUUCUUUUUUUCUAUUAUUGCGAGGAAGGUGGGGGACGGGGGUUGUGGUGUGUGGCGAUGCUCGAAGCCGCCUAUGA